Cariama cristata (Red-legged seriema) is the source of this 2930-nucleotide messenger RNA. RefSeq names its product phosphatidylinositol binding clathrin assembly protein (gene PICALM). The transcript is spliced from 21 exons. The record is from RefSeq and is a predicted model, not a curated record. Gene Ontology annotation, cellular component: synaptic vesicle; clathrin-coated pit; clathrin-coated vesicle. NCBI's taxonomy places the organism in Eukaryota, Metazoa, Chordata, Aves, Cariamiformes, Cariamidae. Gene Ontology annotation, biological process: clathrin-dependent endocytosis; synaptic vesicle budding from presynaptic endocytic zone membrane; clathrin coat assembly. The coding region runs from base 19 to 1923 and encodes 634 amino acids. Gene Ontology annotation, molecular function: 1-phosphatidylinositol binding; SNARE binding; phosphatidylinositol-4,5-bisphosphate binding.
AUCCAGUGCACAAAUGAGAUGAAUGUGAACAUCCCACAACUGGCAGACAGUUUGUUUGAAAGAACUACCAACAGUAGCUGGGUAGUGGUCUUCAAAUCUCUCAUCACAACCCAUCAUCUAAUGGUGUAUGGAAAUGAGCGUUUUAUCCAGUAUCUGGCGUCCAGAAACACAUUGUUUAAUUUGAGCAAUUUCCUAGACAAAAGUGGAUUGCAAGGUUAUGACAUGUCAACGUUUAUCAGACGGUAUAGUAGGUAUCUGAAUGAAAAGGCAGUUUCCUAUAGGCAAGUGGCUUUUGACUUCACAAAAGUAAAAAGAGGGGCUGAUGGAGUGAUGAGAACAAUGAGCACAGAAAAACUCCUAAAAACUGUACCAAUUAUACAAAAUCAAAUGGAUGCACUUCUUGACUUCAAUGUCAAUAGCAAUGAACUUACAAAUGGUGUAAUUAAUGCUGCCUUCAUGCUCCUCUUCAAAGAUGCCAUUAGACUGUUUGCGGCAUAUAACGAAGGGAUUAUUAACCUCUUGGAAAAAUACUUUGAUAUGAAAAAGAACCAAUGCAAAGAAGGCCUUGAUAUAUAUAAGAAGUUCCUCACUAGAAUGACACGGAUCUCGGAGUUCCUUAAAGUUGCAGAGCAAGUUGGAAUUGACAGAGGAGACAUACCAGAUCUCUCACAGGCACCGAGUAGCCUUCUUGAUGCUUUGGAACAACAUUUAGCUUCUCUAGAAGGGAAGAAAAUCAAAGAUUCCACAGCUGCAAGCAGGGCUACCACCCUUUCCAAUGCAGUCUCUUCCCUUGCAAGCACUGGCCUGUCCCUCACAAAAGUUGAUGAAAGGGAAAAACAAGCUGCUUUAGAGGAAGAACAGGCUCGCUUAAAAGCUUUAAAGGAACAACGUCUAAAAGAACUUGCAAAGAAACCUCAUACCUCUUUAACAACUGCAGCUUCUCCUGUGUCGACUGCAGCAGGAAGCAUAAUGACUACACCAGCCAUUGAUAUUUUUUCUACCCCUAGCUCUUCAAACAGCACUUCAAAGCUGCCAAAUGAUCUGCUCGAUUUGCAGCCAACUUUUCAUUCAUCUGUACAUCCUAUAUCUGCUGCUCCACAAGUAGGAAGUACCUGGGGAGAUCCUUUUUCUGCUACUGUUGAUAGUGUUGAUGAUGCCAUUCCAAACCUAAAUCCUUUCCUUACAAAAACUAACGAUGCUGCUCAUCUGUCUGUGUCUUCUGAUGUAUCUGCUUUCACCAGUAGGACACCCACACAUGAAAUGUUUGUUGGGUUCACUCCAUCUCCUGUUGCUCAACCACAGCCAUCAACUGGCCUUAAUGUUGACUUUGAGUCUGUGUUUGGAAACAAAUCUUCUAAUGUUGUCCUAGAUUCUGGUGGAUUUGAUGAACUAGGUGGUCUCCUAAAACCAACAGUGGCCUCUCAAAACCAGAGUCUUCCAGUUGCCAAAGUACCACCUAACAAAUUAGUGUCAGAUGAUCUGGAUUCAUCUUUAGCCAAUCUUGUAGGCAAUUUGGGCAUUGGAAAUGGAACUACUAAAAAUGAUGUAAACUGGACUCAGCCAGGUGAAAAGAAACUAACAGGUGGUUCCAACUGGCAACCCAAGAUUGCGCCUACAACUGCGUGGAAUGCUCCAACGUUGAAUGGCAUGCAUUUUCCACAAUACGCACCACCGGUAAUGGCAUAUCCUGCCACAACGCCGACAGGAAUGAUGGGCUAUGGGAUGCCAUCACAGAUGGGAGGCAUACCAGUAAUGACACAGCCAACUUUAAUAUACAGUCAGCCAGUCAUGAGACCACCAAACCCUUUUGGCCCUGUACCGGGAGCACAGCUGUCUGCAGCAUCCAGCCCUUCCAGUCAGAGUCCUCACAGAGCCUCAGGAAAGGAUCCCUUUGCAGAGCUCUCUCUCCAGGAUUUCUUGUAGAACAACUUAGAUUCAGUUUAUGUAACUGUGUUAGAUGGAAGAGAAAGGAACGUUUCCAAAAAGAUGUGCUCACCAGUAAAUCCCCACUUCCAGGAAAAAACCAUGAACUUCAGUGUCUCAAACUCUCCUCUUCCAUGAAAUGAUCACUUCUCCAGUGAAACGAUGAAGACCAAUGAAGGAACCUGGGGCAACUCCGUAAGAAAACAUCAAUAUACAACACAAAACCAAGAAUUGCCAUGAAUUAAGACUAAGAUCUAUUUUUUUUGUCCUGGUGACUAACGCAUCGAUACUUUCAGCUUCUAAUAAUGUCCAUAAUCGGUAACGUACGAAGAGAAGCCUUUAUUCUGGAAAUUGAGAUUGACAUUUCGAAAUGCCGUCUGGAAUGGAGAUGUGUCCUUUACCGUAACUCAAAAUGAGACUUUGGGCAGGGGAGGGUCAAAUCCUAACUCUUAAUUCUGCAGUUACCUUUUCUUCAGUCCUCACAAGUGUAGGCACAGCAGUAAUGGAAAUUAACUUUUUAAAAAAAUUAUAUAUUCAGUUUGCAGUAGACAUUCCUUAUGUAUUAUUGUUUGUAUUUAUUUAUGAUUAUCAAUUUAACAUUAAUAUUGUAUCAAAAAAAACUCCUUAUGAAAAUGAGUAUGGAUGUAUACAGUAUGUCUGAUUUCUAUCCACAAAGAAUGAAUCUGAUUCAGAAUGCUUUUCAGCUGACAUACAGAGCACUAAAUAUUUUAAAGGUCUGAAUCUAAUGAAUUCUCAGUAUAUAUGGGAAUUAAGGAAGAGCUGUAAAAUGCAUUAAUCCUUAUAGUCAAUUCUGUGCCUAGGAUUUUGCAAGGGAACAGUUAACUGACUAGAAGAAGCACUACAUUUUUAAUUCAGCAUUAGUGCAUUGGGAAGGAACUUUACUGCUUUGUGCUUGGCAUGUCAUUAUUUUUACAUUUGACAUUAUAAGGCCUUUCCAAAAUGAAUGUGAGGAAUUGCUUUCACUUUAAGACUUUCCUUCCUUUCUG